Nymphaea colorata (pocket water lily) is the source of this 4005-nucleotide messenger RNA. RefSeq lists its product as uncharacterized. The record is from RefSeq and is a predicted model, not a curated record. The coding region runs from base 93 to 3482 and encodes 1129 amino acids. Gene Ontology annotation, molecular function: ubiquitin protein ligase activity. NCBI's taxonomy places the organism in Eukaryota, Viridiplantae, Streptophyta, Magnoliopsida, Nymphaeales, Nymphaeaceae. The transcript has 33 exons. Gene Ontology annotation, biological process: ubiquitin-dependent protein catabolic process; protein ubiquitination.
ACCACGGAGAGACGUUGUCGAGACACGACUCGUCGUUUGUUCUGGAUUGUAAGGGAGGGACUCUCGGGUGUCCUCUUCCAUCGUCGCCCGAAAUGGAGGACUCUCCUUCGGUCGCCCCAUCCUCGUCCCAACAGCCGUUGCAUAUCACUGAUAUCCGCGACGAUAUCCGCUUCAAUUCUCGAUUUUCUCAGGUCAAUUCGUGUGUAUUUGCUUGGGGUAGAGGAGAUCUGGGACAGCUUGGUUUGGGGGACGAUGUCGGACGUGAGUACCCAAAUUUUGUCGAAUCUUUAUUGGACAAAUCUGUCGUACAUAUUUCCGGAAGUGAAUAUCAUACUGCCUUUCUCACUGGAGAUGGUGACCUAUUCAUGACUGGCAGUAAUGAGUAUGGGCAGCUUGGAAUAGGAUCACGGGAAUCACAGCUUUUACCUGCAAGAGUAUCUGCCUUAGACAUCUACCGGAUUACACAUGUAGCCUGCGGACAAGCUCACACAGUAGCUGUUACUGAUUUGGGUGCUUUGGUGUCUUGGGGAGCAUCAGAGUUUGGUCAAUUAGGCCUCAAGGAUAUGAUUGAAGUUGUCGAUGUGAUUCAACCACGCGUUGUCAGGGGAUCUCAGGAACUGCAUUUUGUUCGUGUUGCUUGUGGGGCUGCUCAUACACUUGCAUUGACAGGAAGUGGUGAUGUAUACUCCUUUGGUCAAGGUAUAUAUGGUGCCCUUGGAUUAUCCGACGCAGAUGACCGUUGCACUCCCACUCAUGUGCAGGAGUUGUGGGGAUUGGGAAUUAUUCAGAUUGCAUGUGGAGAAAAUCACAGUGCUGCUUUAUCUGUGGAUGGCCAGGUGUUUACAUGGGGAAGAGGAAAGUAUGGGCAGUUAGGACAUGACAGUUUGCAAAGUGAGUUGAAACCCCUACCUGUAAAAGCUCUCUCUGACCAGAUGAUUGUUCAAGUGGUUUGUGGGGGUAACCACACAAUGGCUAUAAAUGAAGAAGGCAUCCUUUUUUCUUGGGGCCAAGGCCAUUGGGGUCAAACAGGACAUGGAGUUGUGGAUGAUAUACCUCUUCCAAGAGAAGUGCAUUCUCUAUGUGGAUCACGGAUAAUUCAAGCAUCUGCUGGUUCUCGGCAUUCAAUUGCAGUUACUGAGGAUUGGAAGUUAUAUGGGUGGGGAGAUGGGGAGCAAAAUCAACUUGGACACACUAAAAGAAUUAAUCUUUUGCCAUCCUUGAUUCCUAAUCUGGAACGUGAGGGUUUCAGUCUUCUCUAUGCCGUGGCUGCAGGUGAACACACUGUUACUUCUUUUCGACAUCAUGUUCUGGAUACUCUGAGAUAUGAAGGCUUGUCAACUGCAGAUUAUACUCAGCAUGAGAAUGGUGGGUCGCUGGCUGAUGAAAUAGUCCAAAAUGCUAAUCAGUUACCAAUAGUUGUGCAACAUCAGGAUGUCAGGGAAGAACAACCAUUUGUGGAGCCUUCAAGAUUGCCAGAUGGUUCUGGGACUGAAGAUAUGCAUGGAAAGGGGUUGAGGCCAGUAGUCAUUCCAUAUCUGCCAAAAAUUCUUGAGGACUGCAUAAAAUCAGCAAGAAUCUUGGCAGUUCAUGUACAUGCAAUGGAAGAUGUUUUCUCAUCUACAAGAUUUCUCAUUUUAUCAUUUAAGCUGCAGCCUUCUCGUUGGCUGGGUACAGAAGAUUCGAAGAGUACAGUGCUCUUGAACAAACUUGGUCAAGAUGGUCCUGGACUUGAUAUUCUUCUUAUUCGUGAUGUUUAUCAGCACAUCUUGGAGCUGUAUAACCCAGAGGUUUUGAGAAGGCUGGUUAGUUCCAUGCAUCGUUUGCUAGAAGGUAUAGAAAGGCAUAUGCAUGGAGUUCCUGAAUCAAGGUGGACAAGGGUAUUGCUAAUUUCUCUUCAGUGUCCUCUUAUUGGAGAAAAGGGGCCUGGAGACGCUCUUGCCACCAAACUGUUUUCCAUUUUUGAAUGUAUUUCUCCAACAGUGAGAAAUACAAUUAUUGAAUGGCUAGAAGCAUAUCCUAAAGAAGUUUUUGGUGGAAGAUUCAUCAGAGGUGUGCAGAAAUAUCUUUCUAGCAGGAAGAACGUCUUGGGCUUUGAUGGGGACAUGCCUAGAGAUGUUGUGUCAGCAAUGAAGGUCUUAUCAAUCCUUAAUGAUGCUAACAAGCUCACCCAUUUGGUUCCAUACACAGAAUUUUACAAUACCACGAUUAGUAGUAAUAAUUUGCUAAAGUUUUGGCAGAAAGAGCUUAUGAAGUGGGUUGAUGUUCUUCAUGACAAGUCAAGAAGCAAACUUGUUUCUUUAUGUCAGGUACCAUUUCUGCUUACUCCAGAAGCUAAAAGCCAAAUUUUACAGGCUGAAGCUGAAAUUCACAAGCAACUUUCAGUACAGAGGGCUGUAUUCCAACAUGUCUUCCUGCAUGCUGCCACAAAUCCAUUCCUUAUACUGAGGGUACGCCGUAGCAAUCUAGUUGCUGACACAUUGCGACAAUUGUCUACUUCACAUCAUGAUGAGUUUAAGAAGCCUUUGAAGGUGAUAUUUGAGGGUGAAGAAGGUGUGGAUGAAGGGGGUGUAAGGAAAGAAUUUUUUGAGAUUUUAGUGCGCGAUCUUUUUAAUGCAGGAUAUGGUAUGUUUGUAUACAAUGAUGAAACAAGGAAUUUUUGGUUCAAUGCAAAUUCGAUUGAUUCUGAGCAUGAGUUUUGGUUGGUUGGAACAAUUUUGGGGUUGGCAAUUUAUAAUGGCAUCAUUCUUGAUCUCCACCUUCCAAAGGUUGUCUAUAAGAAAAUGAUGGGUUUAAACCCUUGCCUGGGUGAUCUCAAAGACUUGCGACCUGAUGUAAUUAAAGGUUUGCUUCAUCUUCUGGAGUUCACGGGUAAUGUGUUUGAUACCUUUUGCUUGUAUUUCCAGAUCACGUAUGAUUAUUUCGGAGAGAUGCGUACUCAUGAUCUUUUGCCUAAUGGACGUGAUAUACCAGUAACAAAUGAAAAUCGACAAAGGUAUGUGGAGCUAUAUGUGAAGUAUCUACUGGUCGAUUCUAUUGCUAAACAAUUUUCAGCAUUUUCAAGGGCAUUUCAUGAGGUUUGUGGAGGGCAUGCACUAAAACUUUUCUAUUAUGAAGAGCUGGAAUUGCUGAUUUCGGGUUUGCCUCAUUAUGAUUUUGAUGCACUAGAACGGGUUACUGUUUAUGAUGGUGGUUACUCUAGAGAAAGCAAGGUCAUCAGAUGGUUUUGGGAGCUGGUACAUAAAAUGAGCCUUGAAGAGAAGAAGGCACUGCUUUUUUUUACAACUGGAAAUGAUAGAGCGCCCAUUGGUGGUCUUGGAAGUCUCCCGUUUGUCAUUAUCCGAAAUGGAGAUGAUACUGACAGAUUGCCAACCUCACACACGUGUUUCAACGUACUAAUGAUUCCAGAGUAUCAAACCAAGUCUAAACUUGAGGACAGGCUCAAACUUGCAAUAUCCAAUUCAAUUGGGUUUGGCCUGCAAUAAGGGCGAUGUUAUGAGUCCACAUGCUAUGAUCAACCGCUCUAUUAUUAAAUGAUAUGUUAGAGGAUUAUUGUCUGAAAAUCUUUAGUAUUUGCAUCACCAUUUGAAGCUGUUGCAUUUUUUCUCCAUGGAUGAUCAAAUCGCAAAUCAGAAGCCUGUCCCUUGAAGUGAAGGAGCUGACUGCAGCCUUUGGUUUUAAUGAGAUUAAAGGGUACCAUUGUUGUUGCACCUGUUGCAUAUAAGAAUAACAGUGAUUGUGCUCCAAUGGGGUUGCGUCAUAGGCAAGGUUCGCCAUGGCCUUCAGCUUAUGUUACUGUACUUCAUCUUGUAUCAUAUUGUUAUUCAAUUGACCAUUAUUAAUAAGAUCAUGUUCGUGCUUUAGAUAAAGUGUCAGCUUUAUUUAGUGGUCAUACUGUUUGGAGAGCAUGCGUAGCAUGUCAUGCCCUCCUUGUAUGGUCCCGUAAACCUUAUCAGUUUCUUGUUUAUUAGCUGAUUAGUAGUUGAAAAUGCAUUCCAACUGUACGCA